Molecule: messenger RNA, 1671 nt
Organism: Pungitius pungitius (ninespine stickleback)
Lineage: Eukaryota; Metazoa; Chordata; Actinopteri; Perciformes; Gasterosteidae
Gene: rexo4
Product: REX4 homolog, 3'-5' exonuclease
Exons: 8
Coding region: 329-1612 (427 amino acids)
Biological process (GO): DNA catabolic process; rRNA processing
Cellular component (GO): nucleus
Molecular function (GO): 3'-5' exonuclease activity; nucleic acid binding
Source: RefSeq, a predicted model, not a curated record
ACACAUUUAACCGAUGCACCCGUCGGAAAAAUACAGUACAGCAUGGCUUACGGGGCAGCACAAGUUAGCUAGCGACACUUUCUGAACAAUUAAGCGAAUUAUUCGAACAAAACCUGCGUGUCGGUGCGGCUCCCCGGUAAACUUACCCCACGGAAACAUUUUGGUGAGACAGUUAUCAACCCGCUGCGUUUUUUUAAACGCUAAUUACCCUGGUGACCAAGUGAAGGAGCUCCACGCUCCAGCGUGGCUCGGUACGUUUGACGUUUAAACCUUAACGUCUACUUACGUUGACCGAAACACUUGCAGCACUCCGCCCAAACGGGCCAUAAUGUCGAAGGCGAAGCCUGCAACUAAAGACUCGUCUGCUAAAACGCAACCACACACGUCUCCAGGGGUGAAAUACACGUGUAGAAAGAAAAGGAAACACUGGAUGACAGAGAAGUUCAUAAAGAUCAAACCGCCGCCCGUGAAGAAAGAAAAACCCAAAGUUCAGCAACCAGCACCUCCGAAAGAUGAACUGCAGUUCUCUGCCAACUGGAAGCUGCUGCAAGAGACGCUGAAGGCCAGUCAGCCGGAGAAGAAGCCGCCUGUCGCCCCACAACCUCCGAACGGCGCCGUGCGGAAAAACCCGGGGGCCGGAGAAAAUCACACGAAGCAAGUUUCCAAGAACAGCGUCCGGCCCAAGCAGGCCGCCGGGGGGGCGAAAGCCAAGCACAAACCCGCUCACCCUGACCGCGCUGACCCCAAGGACUCAAAAGUUCCCGAGGCGACGCGUCGUCCCGCGCCCCCGGAAAGGAACCGAGACGGAGGAAAGCCGAGGAGCGAGCCGGGCGCCAAGAAGCCGAAGCCUGCGGCGCCCCAGAAGAAGGCCACAGAGGAGGACAUCUGGUUCGACGACGUGGACCCCGACGACAUUGAGGCGACGGUGGGAGCGGAGGCCGCGGACGUCAUGAGGAGGAAGCAGGGCCUGCGCAGGAACGAGACGGAGAGCUCGCUGGUGAAGGCGGGCGCCUUCGAGGGCCUCACCAGAGCCGUGGCCAUCGAUUGCGAGAUGGUGGGAGUCGGCCCCGAUGGAGAGGAAAGCAUCUUGGCUCGUGUGUCCAUCGUCAACCACUUUGGGAAAUGCAUCUACGACAAAUACGUGAAACCUACCGAGAAGGUGACCGACUACAGGACCUUCGUGAGUGGAAUCCGACCGGCGGACAUUAAAGACGGAGAGGAUUUACAGGUAGUGCAGAAGGAGGUUGCUGAUAUCCUGCAAGGCAGAAUAGUGGUCGGACACGCUCUACACAACGACCUAAAGAUUUUACUUCUGGAUCAUCCAAAGAAGAAAAUCCGAGACACUCAGAAGUACAAACCUUUUAGGAGAGCAGUAAAGAGUGGCCGGCCCGCUCUGAAAGUGCUCUGUAGGGAGAUCCUCAACGUUAAGGUCCAACAGGGUGAACACUCAUCCGUCCAAGACGCACAGGCCACCAUGAGGCUCUACACCAUGGUGAAGAAACACUGGGAAGCGGAGAUUAAAGCCAGUCAUGACAGCAAAGACUCAGCCAAGAAAAAUACCAGGAAGCCGAAGCUUCCAAAGAACAAGCGGCAGAAUCUCAAGGGAUUAUGAAAUCAGAACCCUAUCUCCCAUAUCGCGUUUGGACCAGAGCAGCCGUGAUGGAAACAAUC